Messenger RNA from Astyanax mexicanus (Mexican tetra), 3228 nucleotides. Its product is annotated as transmembrane channel-like protein 7. Gene Ontology annotation, cellular component: plasma membrane. The record is from RefSeq and is a predicted model, not a curated record. Bases 177 to 2423 code for a protein of 748 amino acids. NCBI's taxonomy places the organism in Eukaryota, Metazoa, Chordata, Actinopteri, Characiformes, Acestrorhamphidae. The transcript is spliced from 16 exons. Gene Ontology annotation, molecular function: mechanosensitive monoatomic ion channel activity.
CACACACACACACACACACACUAACUACACACACACACUAACUACACACACACACACACACACACACACACACACACACACACAGACUGACUGACUAACUACAGACACUAAACUACAGACACGGCGGUCCUGGAUCGGUGAUACUGGGGGGAGUUUAGUAACUGGGAGGGAAGAGGAUGGACACCGUGGACGGCGUAUUCUACCCGAGCCACAGCGGUGCGGUCAGUAACCCCCUGCUGGACCAGCUGCCCAGCUACCAGUCCCUGCUGUACCGCCGAAAGUCCUCGGGCACCAGCAGCACAAAACGCCGCAGCCUCAAUCGCGGGCGCCAUGGUUCCACCAGCAGCCGUAGCGGGAGCGGGAGGUGGGCAUCCGGACGGUUGGAAGAGAGACCACCUACCCUGCGCAGCACCGCCGACCAAAGACCGGCCCGGGAACUGCCCUGGAGCAUGGAGGAGAAACGCAGGCACAAGGAGCAGAGGCUGCAGCAGUGUGGGGACCUGGGUGGCUGGGCUCAGUGGCGGAUGAGUGCUCGGCACUAUCUGAAGAGAAUGAAAGAGGACGGGCAGGAUCUGCUGAGCGCUCUGCAGCUUUGGAGAGCAGAUAUCCACAUGAUCGAGGGUAUGUUUGGGACAGGUAUUCAGUCCUAUUUCUCCUUCCUGAGGUUUCUGGUUCUGCUGAAUUUUGUUAUGUUCUUGCUGAUGUUCAGCUUUGUGAUGUUGCCCAUCGUCAUCUCCACCCACACCUCCUUCGUCAACUCCACCUUCACCGGCGGGACAGGAAGUGAGUGCAGUGUGUAUCCUCCAACUUCUCGACAGGGACUGGUGGUGUUUCACCAGCACAUCAUUGACCUGCUCUCUGGAACAGGAUUCCUGGAGCAGACCUAUCUGUUCUAUGGUUACUAUAAAGUGAACAACAUCCACUUCCCCUCGUUCAGCUACAACCUGCCGCUGGCCUACCUGCUCUGCACCAUCACCUACCUGCUGCUCAGCCUGCUUUGGAUUGUCAAGAGGUCGGCUACGGGCUUUAAGAGGAAGCUGGUUCAGGAUGAAGAUCGUUUUCAGAGUUUCUGUAAUAAGGUUUUUGCCGGCUGGGAUUUCUGCAUUACCAAUGAGAACGCAGCUCGCCUCAAACACAGCAGCCUCCUCUACGAGCUGAAGACAGAUCUGGAGGAGGAGCGUAUCCGGCAGAAGAUGGCAGAACGCUCCCGUAAGGAGAAGUGUCGGAUCUAUUGUCUCCGGGUGGCUCUGAAUCUGUUUGUUAUCGCUGUGCUGGUCUGCUGCUUCUACUGCAUCUACAGCGCCACCAUCUUCUCCCAGCAGAAACAGGCCCAGGAUCAGCAGUAUUAUUUUAUAGUAGAGCUGAUCUUUGAGUAUCUGCCCUCCAUCGUCAUCACUCUCGCCAACUUCAUCACCCCCAUCAUCUUCAGCAUCAUCAUCAGCUUCGAGGACUAUUCCCCCGCCUUCGAGAUCCGCUUCACACUAAUGAGGUGUGUGUUUAUGCGGUUGGCUAGUAUCGGAGUGCUGCUGUUCUCUCUGUGGUCUCAAAUCACUUCCUGCAGUAAUGGAGUGUGUACCUGCGGAUACAACCACACCCUCUACCCCUGCUGGGAGACCCACGUUGGGCAGGAGAUGUAUAAGCUGAUGAUCUUUGAUCUGCUGAUCGUGAGCUCCGUCACCGUGUUCGUGGAGUUUCCCCGAAAGAUCCUGGUGAAUCAUUGUGAGUGUGGGCUGGUGAAGUGGUGGGGUCAGCAGGAGUUCGCCAUCCCUCAGAACGUUCUGGAGAUCGUUUAUGGUCAGACCAUCUGCUGGAUCGGGACCUUCUACUGCCCCCUGAUGCCCGCCAUUAAUACCAUCAAAUACUUCCUCGUCUUCUACAUCAAAAAGGUGACCCUGGUGAAUAACUGCCGUCCUGCGUCACGCCCCUUUCGAGCCAGUAGCUCCACCUUCUUUUUCCUGGCUGUGCUGCUGAUUGGAUUAGCAUUAGCUACAGUGCCUGUAACCGUUAGCAUUGCACAGAUCCGUAGUUCUGAUGCAUGUGGUCCGUUUGUGAACUUCACCACGUCGUGGGAGGCGGUGCCGCGGGCCGUAUCCCAGCUGCCCCUGGGGGUGAUGACCUUCCUCAAUGCGCUUUCCUCCGAGGCCUUCGCCGUGUCCUUCUUCGUCAUCACCUGCCUGGCGAUGUUUUAUGUGAUAGCGUUAGCUGGAGCUCACAAACGUGUGAUCACUCAGCUGCGAGAUCAGCUAGCCAUGGAGGGUCGAGAUAAGAGGUUUCUGAUACAGAAGUUGUGUCAGGCUCAGUCGGAACUCCCAUCUCGCACUUCCCGCUCUCGUGCUUCCCACGGCUACCACGGCAACCCCCACUCCAGCACAUCGGGGGUGUUUGUGGUGCAGCCGCUGACCCAUUACGAGACCCAGGCGUGAUAGACGCUUGUCAUUGGCUGAGAAUAAGAAGUUCUCUGUAUUAAUUGGUCAAACUCAUGAGCAGCUCUCCUGUGAGUGGGUGAACUGUUAGCGCUGCCUUUUCAUUGGUUGGAUUGUUCAUGCUGCCUUUUUAUUGUUUUGACAGAAAGUUUACAGGUCAAAUCUGACAUUACUAAACUGUAGCGGUGGGAGGAGCUAAAGCGAGAGUUCGGCGAGAAAUCGACGCAGUGUGUGUAGUUUUAGCUCUGUUGGUAAUGUAGCUACCGAUUCUAAUGUGGGAAAAUAUAGUAUGUAUGUAAAAAAUGCCUAUUCUGCACCAAUUAGCAUGAGGCUAACUGCCUUGCUAAAUCAUUACCUCAAAGUGUGUGAACUACAUUGAGUAGAGGCUUGGCUAGUCUAGGCUAAGCUUGGCUAAGCAUUGCUUUUUGUAGCUCCAGUCCUUAUUGGUUGGUCUAAACCUACACUAGGUUUUGGGUAUAGUAGCAUAAUAGCUGUAAUGCUAAUUGGUGGGUAUAGACUUCCAUUGCUUGUUAGUUACAUUAGCCUCUUAGCUUCAGUAUAAACUAAUUUUGCUGUCGCUUUAUUCGUUACCUGCACCUCACCUGAGCUCUACCUGCACAGGUAACAGCCAGGAGGACAAUACAACACUACUGACCUGUUUAUCUAUGUUACUGCAGUGUUCCCGUGUGCCUUUAUUACUGUUUAUUACUGUUUACAAACUGUUUAUUAUUGUUGUAUCUAAACAUUCUUUUAAAUAAAACACUACUUUAUGAAAUCUGAGAAUUAAAGAUAUUAAUAAACUGCA